CAGUGUGUCUGAAAUGUGUGUCUGAAAUGUCCUGCAUAAUGCCAAAAAACAGCCCCGCCUUGGUCACAGAGACACUUAAUGUUUAUCAGUGUUAGUGACAGUGUCUAUGCAGGUCUUCUACGUCCGGUUAUCGUCGACUAAAUGGACAGUGGUGUUAGAGGAGGUAGGAUGAGAGGGAUUAGCCUGUGGGCUCUUCUGCCUCCACUCUACUCUCUGUGUGUUACUAUUGGACUGUGGGUGGUGUACUUUGUGGCAGUCAAUACUGGACAGGUAGUCCCUCUGACAUCACAAUACAGACGAAAUGGAUCCGCACGUCCUCCCUACAUCAGUAUUGCAGGGAACUCUCCUCCAGCCAGUUGCAUCUUCAGCGAGGUCAUGAACCUGGCAGCAUUUGGGGGGUUCGUUAUUGCCCUUCUCCGAUACCUUCAGCUAAAAAACAGAAUAGACAAGGCUUGGCAAAACGUCACAAGUCUAGUGGUAUUCUCCAUUGGCUCCUUUGGGAUGACCCUGAUUGGUAACUUCCAGCUAUUUAUUGAAGAGGAUAUUCACAAUUUUGGCACCUUCUUGACCUUCGGAUUGGGGACAGUUUUCUGCUGGGGUCAGUCCUAUCUUACCUUCAAAGUUAACCUGAGGAAUGAAGGGUUCAAGACAAGUAUGUUGCGUUUCCUGCUGUCUGGCUGCAUCACUUUCUGCUUGGUUCUUUACUUCUCUCUCAUGUUCCAGCGCCUCCACAUGCAUGCAGCGCGCAGCCAGUGGGCUCUGGUUAUGUUCUUCCUCAUCUUUAUCAGCUCUUUUUGCAUAGAGCUUCGCUACAACCACUUUGAGAUUGUGUGUACAGAAACCAACUGUAGGCAUGAGCAGAAAGAUUCUGACACUGACCUGAACAUGACACAUGUGCAGAAUAUUGUUGAUUAACAACAUGAUGCAGUAUUUCAUGUGAUAUUUCUGGGUACUGUUAGUUACAUUGUAUUACGUACUUGUAUUUAUCUCCAUAUUUUAUCAAAUGCAUUUUUUUAAUCUUAUCUCAUAGAUAUCUUACAGAACAGCCAAAACUCGUUAGAUUUAAGAUUAUGACUUGACUUUAGUGACUAUGCAAAUAUUUAAUCUAGUUUUGCAUGGGUAUGAAUUCUGUUUGUAGGUGGAAGCAUUGAAGUAUUUACUCCAAACAUUUUGAGUGUCUUUAGCUUCAAGUCAAGUGGUCAAUUCUUCAAUAAGACAUACAUGUAAUACUUUUCAUAAUAAAAACUACAGAUUUUUCCAUGUA
Molecule: messenger RNA, 1264 nt
Organism: Sphaeramia orbicularis (orbiculate cardinalfish)
Lineage: Eukaryota; Metazoa; Chordata; Actinopteri; Kurtiformes; Apogonidae
Gene: tmem150c
Product: transmembrane protein 150C
Exons: 8
Coding region: 142-915 (257 amino acids)
Cellular component (GO): plasma membrane
Source: RefSeq, a predicted model, not a curated record